Portunus trituberculatus (swimming crab) is the source of this 3305-nucleotide messenger RNA. RefSeq names its product nucleobindin-2-like. Bases 148 to 1917 code for a protein of 589 amino acids. NCBI's taxonomy places the organism in Eukaryota, Metazoa, Arthropoda, Malacostraca, Decapoda, Portunidae. The transcript has 10 exons. Gene Ontology annotation, cellular component: extracellular exosome; endoplasmic reticulum-Golgi intermediate compartment. Gene Ontology annotation, molecular function: calcium ion binding. The record is from RefSeq and is a predicted model, not a curated record.
GAGUGGUGUGGUGGCGAGUGGAGAGACAGGUGGGGCAGGGUGGGGGGCAAGGAAGCUGGGGCAAGGUUGACGUGUCGUUCAAGGUACUUCCUGCUGACGGGGUGGUUACGGUGAUCCACGGCCUGAAAGUUUGCUGUCUGGGCUGGGAUGAGACAGUGGCAGAUAGCAGUGCUACUGGUGGCGGUGGGGGUGGUGGUGACCAAGGCUCUUCCAGUCAAGGAUAAGAAGCCCACACCUGAGGAAGAAAAGAAGGCUGCAGAGGCACACGAGGGAGAUGGCACAGAUGACUGGGAGUUGAACCUGGAGUAUGGCAGGUACCUGAAGGAGGUGGUGCAGGCUCUGGAGAGUGACCAAGCCUUCAGGAAAAAAUUGGAGACAGCUGAGGUGGAUGACAUUAAGUCUGGUAAGAUUGCUCGAGAGCUGCACUUUGUUGACCACAAUGUGCGGACAAAGCUGGACGAGUUAAAGCGGCGGGAGUUGGAGCGGCUUCGGCACCUCGCUGUCAAGGAACAUGAGAAGGAGGCGGGGGUGGACCGCAGCCUCCUCAAGGUUCCGGUGCACAUCGACCACCGCAAUCCUACACGCUUCGAGGUGGAGGACCUAAAGAAACUUAUAGUCAAGACCACAGAGGACUUGGAGAAGGUAGACCAGGAGAGGAAGAAGGAAUUCAAGAAAUAUGAGAUGGAGAAAGAGUAUCUUAGGCAGGAAGAAAUGCAGAGUAUGGAUGACUCCCACCGCAAGGAAGUUGAGGAGAAGCACCAGCAAGAGAUAAAGCAGCACAAACAACAUGAAAAGCUUCACCAUCCAGGCUCCAAACAACAACUAGAAGAGGUAUGGGAGGAGCAGGACCAUAUGCAGCCAGAAGACUUUGAUCCCAAGACCUUCUUCCAUCUUCAUGACUUGGAUGGGAAUGGUUAUUGGGACCAGACUGAGGUAAAGGCACUCUUCAAAAAGGAGCUGGACAAGAUGUAUGAUCCCAACGCUCCUGAGGAUGACAUGAUGGAACGCUAUGAAGAGAUGGAGCGUAUGAGGGAACACGUCUUCCAGGAGUCUGAUUUAAACAGAGACAAUCUCAUUAGCUUCAAGGAGUUUGUUGACCAGACAAAACGAGCAGACUUUGAGCAGGACAAUGGAUGGCAGGGGCUGGAUGAGGAGGAGCUUUACUCACAGCAGGAGUAUGAGGAGUACCAGCGGCAGCGGCACGAGGAGAUUCAGAGGCUGGUGGAGGCUGGGGCGAUUCCUCCCCCACCUGGGUAUCAUGGGGCACCAGCCAUCCAACCAGCUGUUUACCAAGGGGGACCCCACCCAGGUCUAGCCCACCCAAAUACCUUGCAACAGGGGUACCAAGCAGUACCACAGGUGUACCAAGCAGUACCACAGGGGUACCAAGCUGUACCACAAGGUUACCAAGUAGUACCACAGGGGUACCAAGCAGUACCACAGGGUUAUCAGGCAGUACCCCAAAGCCAUCAGGCACCACCUCAAGGUUACCAAGCAGUGCCUCAGCAGGUACAGUAUUCUAGCAAGGAUCCAAACCAGCUAGCCCAGCAAGGACAGGCUCAUCCUGCACAAAUUCAAGUUGGACAGGUUCCCCCAGCCCAGGCUCAGCAAGCUCAUCCAGCCCAGGCUCAGCAAGCUCAUCCAGCACAGGUUCAGCAAGUCCAGCCAGGUCUGGUUCAACAAGCCCAGCCAGCACAGGUUCAGCAGGCUCAGCCACCACAGGCAGUCAAUGCUCAGCAAGGUCUCCCCGCUCAGCAGCAUCCAGGCCAGGUUCAGGGAGUGCCGGGUCAGGUUGCACACAGUCAGCAUCCUGACCUAAAGGCACCUGUGGCAGGACAGGUUCCUCAGCCUCCACAGCCUGUAGCAGGACAGGGGGUGGCAGCCCACCCAUCCCAGCCUGCUGCUGUCCAUCAUUAAGGCAAUACUCUCCUUCCCAAUGAAUCACUGAAUCUCCCAGAUCACCAACAUGGACUGAUUUGAAAUGACUUGACUAUUCUGGUCAUCCAGUCUGACAAAAUUUGAUAUUUAACACUGUUUAAUACUUCAAGUCCUUCAUCUUUCCUUCAUUUCAUCUUGCCAUUAUCAUAUUCUCUGUUUGGGACUCUGCUUCUCUGGUCAGGUACAGAAUCUCACCUUUUCACUGAUUCAAGUUGAAACUAGCAUGGAAUGCUCUGUGAUCAUGAAAAAGUAAAGAAAAUUUUAAACACUUGGUAAAGCACAAUAUCAGUCCUCUAAGAGUAUUUUAAAAACUUGCACAAGGAUAACCUACUUCAUUAGCAAUGGAAUUAAUGAAUGUUAGGUGAUGGUGACAAACUUCAUAGAGGAAACUUAAGAAUAAUAACAUUUAAAUGAAAGCAGACACACACGUGUGUGUGUGUGUGUGUGUGUGUGUUGGCUCUACUUGAUACUUUCAUUUUACUAUUCACUCUACAUGUGAAUUGGUGAAGGACAUGUCAGACACGUCAUAACAUUCACCACACAACAGGCCGGUAAUGAACCAUGCUGAAGCUUUCCUGGGGAGAUAUUAGUAUAUCAAUUUUUUAACUAAGUCUUCCAAAAUGUACCAGUAAAACUUUUCAUUGCUUGCUGCCAAACAUCCUUAUAGAAUUGUUCAUUUCAAGCAGUUCAUGUCAUUUGUUUUAAUAGAAGGUACAGCCUAGAAAUGUUUACAGUAUAAAGAGUGAACAUAUUGAGUCUUUUAAUCUAUAAUUGUGAAAUAGAAGGUAACACAAUACACAGAAAAUGGGGUAUUUUUAUUCUACGAUAUUUUACAUAAUUUAUCUCACAAAACACAUCUCUGGUGUCUUACCUUCUUUGAGUCGGCUUAAGGGAAGACUCUGAGAAUGGUGUGAUCUUUCUCAAAACUACUUUACUCAUGUGAAUUAGUUGUACUGAGAUAUUUAAAAAAAUGCUCUUGUAUUGCUCUUCUUUGGUUUGAAUAUUAUUUUUGUAUAGUAUUUGGUUUUGUUAUUUUUUCACGUUUGCAGUUGGUACGAAGCUCUACCAUUACAACAUUUGAUGUGUUGUAGAUAGUUUUAUGAUGUGAUAAUUUGUUACAGUUUUAUAUGAUUAUAAUGUAAUUUAUGGUUGUGUUACUGAUUUUAUGAUUCAGUACAAGUGUGCUGAAAUGUACUUUUAAAAAUCUGAAAACUAAUUGUCCUAGGUGUCUACACAGUAAUACUGUAUUACUAUGUAUAUUAAAGUCACACUUUGUGAUGAGGUUGAGUGUGACAUACGGCUCAAAUGUCUUAAUUCCAGAAACACUAUUGACCAGGCAUGGUAAUUAAAAUGAUGGCUGAUAAUUA